Messenger RNA from Protopolystoma xenopodis, 255 nucleotides. The record is from the annotation of a GenBank genome assembly. NCBI's taxonomy places the organism in Eukaryota, Metazoa, Platyhelminthes, Monogenea, Polystomatidea, Polystomatidae.
AUGAAUGUCGAAAGGUCAGAGGAUGAAUAUGAUUUUAAUUCACAUUCAAUCUCCUAUCGGCUAGCAGAGGUCAAUAUUAGAGUGGUACAACAGCAAGAUUUGCAUCUAAUCAUUCCACUCGUCUCAGUCAUCCGGCUGCCCGAAACUGUAGAUGAUCAGCAGAUACAAAUGUACCAUCAUUUGGCCUGCCUGCUUGGUUCUGGACAGCAUUCACUUGUUAUCCCACCGAAAUGGGCCUCACCAACGCCAAAUUAA